AUGUCAACACAUGCAAAUCACCCCUUUCAUUUAGUAGAUUAUAGCCCUUGACCAUUAACAGGAGCAAUUGGAACUAUAACUACUGUAUCUGGAUUAGUACAAUGAUUUCAUCAAUACACAAUAACAUUAUUUAUCUUAGGAAAUAUUAUUACAAUUUUAACUAUAUAUCAAUGAUGACGAGACAUUUCUCGAGAAGGAACAUUUCAAGGACUACAUACAUUUCAAGUUACUAUUGGAUUACGAUGAGGAAUAAUUUUAUUUAUUGUUUCUGAAGUAUUUUUCUUUAUUUCAUUUUUUUGAGCUUUUUUUCAUAGUAGAUUAUCUCCAACUGUAGAAUUAGGAAUAACAUGACCUCCAGUAGGAAUUAUUGCUUUUAAUCCUUUUCAAAUCCCUUUAUUAAAUACUGCAAUUCUUUUAGCUUCAGGAGUAACAGUUACAUGAGCCCAUCAUGCACUUAUAGAAAAUAAUCAUUCACAAGCAACUCAAAGUUUAUUUUUUACAAUUAUUUUAGGAGUUUAUUUUUCUAUUCUUCAAGCAUAUGAAUAUAUUGAAGCACCAUUUACUAUUGCAGACGCAGUAUAUGGAUCAACAUUUUUUAUAGCAACAGGAUUUCAUGGAUUACAUGUAUUAAUUGGAACAACUUUUUUAUUAAUUUGCUUUCUUCGACAUAUUAAUUAUCAUUUUUCUAAAAACCAUCACUUUGGAUUUGAAGCUGCUGCUUGAUAUUGACAUUUUGUUGAUGUAGUUUGAUUAUUUUUAUAUAUUUCUAUUUAUUGAUGAGGUAGAUA
Molecule: messenger RNA, 788 nt
Organism: Anopheles nili
Lineage: Eukaryota; Metazoa; Arthropoda; Insecta; Diptera; Culicidae
Source: the annotation of a RefSeq genome assembly